Messenger RNA from Oryza sativa Japonica Group (Japanese rice), 2411 nucleotides. RefSeq names its product sister chromatid cohesion 1 protein 1. NCBI's taxonomy places the organism in Eukaryota, Viridiplantae, Streptophyta, Magnoliopsida, Poales, Poaceae. Gene Ontology annotation, molecular function: chromatin binding; protein binding. The record is from RefSeq and is a predicted model, not a curated record. Gene Ontology annotation, cellular component: cohesin complex. Gene Ontology annotation, biological process: meiotic sister chromatid cohesion, centromeric.
CUUCCCCCACAAACCUCCCUCCCUUCUUCCUCUCUCCGAGGUCUGAACUCCCACCCCACGCAACCAUCGCAAAAACCCCACUCCACCUCUCACCUGCUCUCUCCGCCGCCGCAGCGGCGCAGCGCCUCCACUCUCACUCGCUCAUCCAUUCCCUCCCUCCUCACGAUCGAGAAUGUUCUACUCGCACCAGCUCCUCGCGCGGAAGGCUCCGCUCGGCCAGAUAUGGAUGGCGGCGACGCUUCACUCGAAGAUCAACCGGAAGCGGCUUGACAAGCUCGACAUCAUCAAAAUCUGUGAGGAGAUUUUGAACCCGUCGGUACCCAUGGCACUAAGGCUCUCCGGAAUUCUCAUGGGUGGUGUGGCGAUCGUGUACGAGAGGAAGGUGAAGGCUCUGUAUGAUGAUGUGUCUCGGUUUCUGAUUGAGAUCAACGAGGCAUGGCGGGUCAAGCCAGUCGCAGACCCCACCGUACUUCCCAAGGGCAAAACCCAAGCCAAGUAUGAAGCAGUAACACUGCCAGAGAAUAUCAUGGAUAUGGAUGUGGAGCAGCCCAUGCUUUUCUCAGAGGCUGAUACUACAAGGUUCCGGGGAAUGCGUUUGGAGGAUUUGGAUGACCAAUACAUUAAUGUCAACCUAGACGAUGAUGACUUCUCGCGCGCUGAGAAUCAUCACCAAGCUGAUGCAGAAAAUAUCACCCUGGCUGAUAAUUUCGGGUCUGGGCUUGGAGAGACUGAUGUGUUCAAUCGUUUUGAGAGAUUCGACAUAACAGAUGAUGAUGCAACUUUCAAUGUCACUCCUGAUGGACACCCACAGGUUCCAAGUAAUCUGGUUCCUUCUCCACCUAGGCAGGAAGACUCUCCUCAGCAACAAGAAAACCAUCAUGCUGCCUCAUCCCCUCUUCACGAAGAAGCUCAACAAGGGGGGGCAUCUGUAAAAAAUGAGCAAGAGCAGCAGAAGAUGAAGGGUCAGCAACCUGCUAAAUCAUCAAAGAGAAAAAAACGUAGGAAAGAUGAUGAGGUGAUGAUGGAUAACGACCAGAUAAUGAUCCCAGGAAAUGUAUAUCAAACAUGGCUGAAGGAUCCAUCAAGCCUCAUUACCAAAAGGCACAGAAUCAACAGUAAAGUUAAUCUUAUUCGGUCAAUCAAGAUAAGAGACCUCAUGGACUUGCCCCUCGUUUCUCUAAUAUCUUCCUUGGAGAAGUCACCCUUAGAAUUUUAUUAUCCUAAGGAACUUAUGCAGCUUUGGAAGGAAUGUACUGAAGUCAAGUCCCCAAAAGCUCCAUCUUCAGGAGGGCAGCAGUCAUCAUCACCAGAACAACAGCAAAGAAACUUGCCUCCUCAGGCAUUUCCAACCCAGCCUCAGGUUGAUAAUGACAGGGAAAUGGGAUUUCACCCAGUGGACUUUGCAGAUGACAUCGAAAAACUCCGAGGAAACACUAGUGGGGAAUAUGGAAGAGAUUAUGAUGCUUUUCACAGUGAUCAUAGUGUUACUCCUGGAAGUCCUGGGCUAAGUCGCAGGUCUGCUUCAAGCUCUGGUGGCUCUGGACGGGGAUUUACGCAGUUGGAUCCAGAAGUACAGUUGCCAUCCGGAAGGUCCAAGAGGCAGCAUUCAUCUGGAAAAAGCUUUGGGAACCUCGAUCCAGUUGAAGAAGAAUUCCCAUUCGAGCAAGAACUUAGAGAUUUCAAGAUGAGAAGGCUUUCAGAUGUUGGGCCAACUCCAGACCUGCUGGAAGAAAUCGAACCUACUCAAACCCCAUAUGAAAAGAAAUCCAAUCCUAUCGACCAGGUCACACAAUCAAUCCACUCGUACCUCAAGCUACACUUUGACACCCCAGGGGCCUCACAGUCUGAAUCAUUAAGUCAGCUAGCACAUGGGAUGACUACAGCAAAGGCUGCCCGACUCUUCUAUCAAGCAUGCGAUUGUAGCCAUGUUUGAUGGACGAGUUAGUGAUUUUAACUAUGUCAAUAAUGGUUAUGUUUCUUUUCUCCCUCGAUGAGAGAGGAUGAGGGCCUAACACCAUGUGUGGGCAAGAUCGGUGUUCACAAAAGUUUGUUUUAGCAACUCAUGAUUUUAUCAAGGUUAACCAGCUGGAACCAUACGGAGACAUCUUGAUCUCGAGGGGACCAAAGAUGUGACAUCCUAAAUGUUUAAUAGUUGGACAAUUUUCUGCUGUUGUGGUUCUUGCACAUCUCGUGUUAUGUAUGGUGUUUAAGUUUGCACAUGAAGUUUAGAAAAACUUCGAAGGAAGGCUUGUAGGUACGUUGUAUUGGGGCAUGUAUUUAACACUAGUUUUGUGUAGGAAAGAAAUUUUGUAAGUAUGCUGAAUGGCUUGAUAGCUGGUGCAAGGUUAAAGUUAUACGAUACCUUUCUUUCUGUAUAUUUAAGAUGAUGAAAUAACUGGUUUUACCUCUUA